GAGCCUAGUCAGCUACAGUGGUCGUAGAUGGGAAGCUCAGGCAGGUGGUGGUGGUUGGCGGUGGUGAUGUUGGUAGUAUCAGUAUCAGAACCUGCGUUUUCCGACCCACAAACAAACCAAAUAGGCAGCCUGGGUUGCAGCACGUACAAUGUUACGGAUGCACAAGAUUAUUACAUCAGGGAACUCAACCUCAGCUUUGUUGAUCUCAGAAACCAGUUAUCCGGCGGCGACAAACGCUUUGCCACCACCACUCAGCGGGCUGUCUACGCAAUGGUACAGUGCAGAAAGUACCUCUCCACUGCGGACUGUGUGGCCUGUUUCGAUGCCGCCGUGUUAGUAACCCGAAACUGCCCCAUCGCCACCAACUCUGCUAUUGUCAUAUUUGAUGGCUGCUUUCUCAGGUACCAGGAGAGUUACUUCUAUGAUCAGAUUACAGAUCGGAUUACAGCAGGAACCUAUCCAGUUUGUGGCAAUCGAACUGCCCGAAACCAACAAAUUUUCAAUGCGUCAACACAACAACUACUAAAUGAGCUUCUACUUGCAACGCCCAGAAUUCAUGGCUUUUACGCUGCAGUAAAGCUGGAGGAACCUGGUGGUCGUGGUGGUGGUGCUACCAGUUAUGCGGUGGCGCAAUGUGCUGAAACCGUGACCCAAAGCAGCUGUCAAGAUUGUUUGUCAUUAGCUUACAAUAACAUAAAGAGUUGUUUACCUAAUUCUGCGGAUGGAAGAGCUGUUGAUGCAGGAUGUUUUUUGAGAUAUUCAGACACCCCUUUUUUUGCUGAUAACCAGACAACUGACAUAACACCCUUCCUAGGAAGAGGGAGUAGUUCAGGAAAGAAGAAACCUAUUCUUCUUGCGGGUGUAGUUGGUACUGUAGGAAUCAUUUUGGUAUUAGCAGCCCUUUUCCUUUUGUAUCGACAAUCAGGAAAGCAAAAUAAUGCUUGGAGAAAAGGCAGUAUUGUGGGGGCAGAGAGCUAUAUAUAUAAAGAUUUGAAAGCUGCAACAAAUGAUUUCAGCGAAGAAAAUAUAUUGGGUAAAGGAGGUUUUGGUGAUGUAUAUAAGGGCACUCUACAAAACGGGGAUGUGGUGGCAGUAAAGAAACUUACAACAAUUUGUAGUAGAGCAAAGACAAACUUUGAGACUGAAGUUAGUCUUAUUACAAAUGCGAAUCAUCCCAAUCUCAUUCGUCUAUUGGGAUAUUCUGGCAAUGAAAAAGUGCUCAUACUGGUUUAUGAAUACAUGGCAAAUGCUAGCCUUGACAGAUACAUAUAUGGAGAGAAGCGAGGAAUGCUGAAUUGGAAGCAAAGGAUUGACAUAAUAUUGGGUACCGCUAGGGGUCUUGCGUAUCUUCACGAGCAGUUCGAUGUAUGCAUCAUACACAGAGACAUCAAAUCCAGCAAUAUACUACUUGAUGACGAAUUCCACCCCAAAAUAGCUGAUUUUGGUUUGGCAAGGCUUCUACCAGAAAAUAAGAGUCAUCUUACAACUAAAUUUGCAGGGACUUUGGGAUAUACAGCGCCAGAAUAUGCAAUUCAUGGCCACUUAUCGGAGAAAGCUGACAUCUAUAGUUUUGGCAUAGUCAUCCUGGAGAUCAUCAGUGGGAAAAGGAGCAGUGAUUUACAAGUUGAGCCUAUAACUGGGUAUCUUCUUGAACAGGCAUGGAAACUAUACGAGAAUGAUGAACAUCUAGGACUGGUGGAUAAUAGUUUAGACUCGAAUGAAUAUGAAGCAAAGGAAGUGAAGAGAAUGUUGGAAAUAGCAUUGGUGUGCACCCAAUCACCCUCGAAUAUAAGGCCAAGCAUGUCAGAAGUGGUGGUCAUGCUUUCCAGUACUGAUGCCUCAAUCAUUCAAAAACCCCAAAACAGGCCAACCACUAUUACUGAUUUCGAUAAGAGGAUACUUACAACUACAAGCAGUUCAACAUUUACUAAUGCCACCAUUUUAUUUUCUCGUUUCUCAGGCCGCUAACACCUCAUAUUUUGAUCUUGCUAGCUUGCUUGUGUUGUGUUUGUACUUAUUUAUAGAUUUUUAGGAAAAUUGUAAAAAAUGUCCCUCUAUAAUAUGUCAAUUAUCAAUGUCACCCUGAAUUAUGAGUGGUGUAAAUGUUGCCCCUCAAUUAUCAAAAUGGUGCAUAUAUAACCCAUCCCGUAAUGGACUUGUGGUUCCCCACCGCUGUCCAUCGUUGGUACUUCGAAUCGAGGGAGGGAAAAAACAAUUAAAUUACAUAUUUACUAUGACUUAACGGUGUCGUACACUAAUGGGGAACCACAUGUCUGUUACGGGAGAGGUUAUAUGUACACCGUUUUGAUAAUUGAGGGGCAACAUUUAUACUACUCAUAAUUCAGAAGUGACAUUAAUAGUUGGCAUAUUAUAGAGGGACAUUUUUUAUAAUUUU
Messenger RNA from Ipomoea nil (Japanese morning glory), 2395 nucleotides. RefSeq names its product cysteine-rich receptor-like protein kinase 3. The transcript has 8 exons. NCBI's taxonomy places the organism in Eukaryota, Viridiplantae, Streptophyta, Magnoliopsida, Solanales, Convolvulaceae. The record is from RefSeq and is a predicted model, not a curated record. The coding region runs from base 28 to 1968 and encodes 646 amino acids. Gene Ontology annotation, molecular function: protein kinase activity; ATP binding. Gene Ontology annotation, biological process: protein phosphorylation.